Messenger RNA from Psammomys obesus (fat sand rat), 7703 nucleotides. RefSeq names its product pyruvate dehydrogenase phosphatase regulatory subunit (gene Pdpr). The record is from RefSeq and is a predicted model, not a curated record. Gene Ontology annotation, cellular component: cytoplasm; mitochondrion; mitochondrial matrix. Lineage: Eukaryota; Metazoa; Chordata; Mammalia; Rodentia; Muridae. Bases 180 to 2816 code for a protein of 878 amino acids. Gene Ontology annotation, molecular function: oxidoreductase activity; protein binding. The transcript is spliced from 18 exons.
GCGCGGAAGGUCGCGGGCCCCUGCGGUCCCGGAACUUCUCGCUCUGCGUCCCGCCUCCCUCCCGUGCCCCGUCCCCCUUUCCGGCCCGCGCAGACCCUCUUCGGCCGCUGCGCUGCGCUUCCCUUCGGCCGGGCGUGUGUGAGCGCGCUGUCCGCCAGCCGCGGGCCCCCGAGGUGGUGAUGCUUUUCCGGUUGCUAUCGAUAGUCCAAAGACAAAGAACUAGCCCAGGAUGGCAGACCUGGUCAUCAGCAAGAAGCAGCACGUCCACUGCCGAGGCACAUUCUAUUGCUCUGCCUGCCCAGGCCCAGGUGGUCAUCUGUGGGGGUGGAAUCAUGGGUACAUCUGUGGCUUAUCACCUCUCCAAAAUGGGGUGGCAGGAUAUUGUCCUUUUGGAACAGGGCAGGCUGGCUGCUGGCUCAACAAGGUUCUGCGCUGGCAUCCUCAGCACUGCUAGGCAUUCCAGCAUUGAACAAAAGAUGGCCGACUAUUCAAACAAACUCUACCAUCAGUUAGAGCAAGAAACGGGCAUCCAAACAGGUUAUUCAAGGACAGGCUCAAUCUCUCUGGCCCAAACUCAGGACCGCUUGAUCUCUCUGAAGCGUAUCAACUCAAGGCUAAAUGUUGUAGGUAUCCCUUCUGAGAUCAUCACCCCGAAGAAAGUGGCUGAACUUCACCCUCUCCUCAAUGUCCAUGAUCUGGUGGGGGCUAUGCAUGUUCCUGAUGAUGCAAUAGUGUCCUCUGCUGAUGUGGCUCUUGCCCUGGCAAGUGCUGCCUCCCAGAAUGGUGUUCAGAUUUAUGACCGGACAAGUGUUCUUCAUGUAUUGAUCAAAAAAGGUCAAGUUACCGGUGUGGAGACAGAUAAAGGACAGAUUGAAUGCCAAUAUUUUGUCAACUGUGCUGGUCAGUGGGCAUAUGAGCUGGGUCUGUCCAACGAGGAGCCGGUUAGUAUCCCGCUACACGCCUGUGAACACUUCUACCUUCUGACUCAUCCCUGCGACACCCCUCUGCAGAGCAACACACCAACUAUUGUGGAUGCUGAUGGAAGGAUUUACAUUAGGAACUGGCAGGGUGGCAUCUUGUCUGGUGGCUUUGAAAAGAACCCAAAACCUAUUUUCACUGAAGGCAAGAACCAGUUGGAAAUUCAGAACCUUCGGGAAGAUUGGGAUCACUUUGAGCCCCUGUUGAGUUCCCUUCUGCGUAGGAUGCCAGUAUUGGAGACUCUGGAGAUUUUGAAGUUGGUGAAUUGCCCUGAGACCUUCACACCAGACAUGAAGUGCAUCAUGGGCGAGUCUCCUGUAGUACAGGGCUACUUUGUCCUGGCAGGGAUGAACUCUGCUGGCCUGUCGUUGGGUGGAGGAGCUGGAAAGUUCCUUGCUGAAUGGAUGGUAUAUGGUUAUCCAUCUGAAAAUGUCUGGGAACUCGACCUGCAGCGCUUUGGAGCCCUCCAGAGCAGCCGCACCUUUCUGCGCCAUCGGGUCAUGGAAGUUAUGCCUCUGAUAUACGAUCUGAAAGUUCCCCGUUGGGACUUCCAGACUGGGAGGCAGUUACGUACAUCUCCUCUCUAUGACCGGCUGGAUGCUCAAGGAGCCAGAUGGAUGGAGAAACAUGGAUUUGAGAGACCAAAGUACUUCGUUCCACCUAACAAGGACCUUCUUGCAUUGGAGCAGAGCAAGACUUUCUACAAGCCAGAUUGGUUUGAUAUUGUGGAGUCUGAAGUCAAAUGCUGUAAGGAAGCUGUGUGUGUCAUUGACAUGUCUUCUUUCACAAAAUUUGAAAUAACUUCUACUGGGGAUCAGGCAUUAGAAACUCUUCAGUACCUUUUCUCCAAUGACCUGGAUGUGCCCGUAGGCCACAUUGUUCAUACUGGUAUGCUGAACGAGUAUGGAGGGUAUGAAAAUGACUGUAGCAUUGCACGCCUGAACAAACGCAGUUUCUUCAUGAUCUCUCCAACUGACCAGCAGGUCCACUGUUGGGCCUGGCUUAACAAAUACAUGCCGAAAGACAGCAACUUGGUACUGGAGGAUGUCACCUGGAAAUAUACAGCCCUCAAUCUGAUUGGCCCUCGAGCUGUGGAUGUGCUGUCUGAGUUAUCCUAUGCCCCUAUGACUCCAGACCACUUUCCAACUCUCUUUUGCAAGGAGAUGAGUGUGGGCUAUGCAAAUGGGAUCCGAGUGAUGAGUAUGACUCACACAGGAGAGCCAGGAUUCAUGCUGUAUAUCCCCAUAGAGUAUGCUCUGCAUGUCUACAAUGAGGUGAUGAGUGUUGGACAGAAAUAUGGAAUCCGGAAUGCUGGGUAUUAUGCUCUUCGAAGUCUCCGAAUUGAAAAGUUUUUUGCCUUCUGGGGUCAGGACUUAAACACCCUCACCACGCCCCUGGAAUGUGGAGGAGAGUCUCGAGUGAAGUUGGAGAAGGGCAUAGAUUUUAUCGGUCGGGAUGCCCUGCUGCAGCAGAAGCAGAAUGGGGUAUAUAAACGCCUUGCUAUGUUCAUCCUGGAUGACCAUGACACAGACCUGGACCUGUGGCCUUGGUGGGGAGAACCCAUUUACCGGAAUGGAAAGUAUGCUGGCAAGACCACCAGUAGUGCCUAUAGUUACACUCUUGAGCGUCACGUAUGCCUGGGUUAUGUACACAAUUUUUCUGAGGACAGUGGGGAGGAGCAGGUGGUGACAACGGAUUUCAUCAACCGAGGAGAAUAUGAAAUUGACAUUGCAGGACAUCGGUUUCAGGCCAAGGCCAAGCUCUACCCUGUCACCUCCUUUUUUACUCACAAGCGUAGAAAGGAUGAUGUGGAGCUGAGUGACUUUCAUGGGAAGUAAUGCCAAGACAUCCUCCCUUCCUCCCAUUCUCUCACCUUGAGGGAGCAUCAUUCCGGGAGCUGACUUUUUUCUCUGUUCUUGUCUCUUUAUGGGAGGUACCUUUGUCCUCUAUUUGAAUUUUCAAUUUGACUUACUUUAAAAACUUCUUUGAAAGCCUUUCUUGUCCCCCCAUUUUUUCCUUUGCUGUCACCCCUCCUAAUACUCCAGGCUCUUCUCAUCCCUCCAGCAGGCUCACAUUCCCACAGUGGAAGGCAGAAGCCACUUGUGGUGUCAGGUUAAGGUGACAGGCUGAUUGUUAAAUUUCAUCGUAAGGCAUAUGGUCAUUUUUAAGUCUUGGGGCAAAAGUCCAUUUCCCUUGGGCUGGGAUUCUUAAGAGUAACCUGCUAACUUUGGCAGAAUAUGUGUGUCUGAUGCAGCCCGGGAAUAACUUGUGUCUUAACCAGGCAGAUGAUUCUGUCCCACUGUGCUGUAAGCUGCCACCUGGUACCUCUUAACCAUCUACCUCACUGAUGAGAGGGACUGCAUGGACACUGCUCUGUGGAAGGGACUAGUAGUUAACCUGGCACCCCCGUUUCCCAACUUUGUCCUUAGAUCUUUGGGCCCAGGCAACCUGACUGCAAUUUUAUUUUCUGCUAUUCUGUAUAAUGAGGUUGGUUGUUUCUUAGCCGAGUGAGUAUAUGUGUAUGCCAGUAUUUGAAACGAGUAGGAGCAGUGUGAAUGCAGAUGUUGAGUUCCUUCUAUUAGAAGAGUGCUGCUUUUCUUUCAGCUAAUCAUAGGUCAGCAAGCUAUCCCUUCUUGAUUUUCCUCAGACGGCUUCUAGCCUCAUCUGUGCCUUCUAUAGCCUGCCUACAUCCUCAACAUUCAUUCUUACUCCUUUAGAAGAGGGAGAGGGAUUAGGUAGGGUGAGUAAGACAUGCUGUACAUACUGCAUUCCAGAGAGCUACCAGAUUCCCAAAUUUUACACCCUUAGUAUGAACAGAGCCACAUUUAAUUACCAUGGAGAGCUGUAAGGACAAUUUUCCAUCUUUUCUUUCCACACUUCCCCUGGUACCCAUGCACAUCCAGCCCUCCUGACAGAAUUUUGAAAUGGAAAAUUCACUACACAUUUCAGUGGUACUGCUAUUUUCUUUUUGUGGGAUGGCUUAACACUGGAACUCUGGCUAGUCUCAAAUUUGUGGUGGUCCACCUGCCCUAGUCUCGUGAGCACCAGGGGGUUGUGACAGUGUUUUCUGAAAGUAAACUUGGAUGUCACAGGCUAUGCUAGGUAACACCAACACUUAAUUUUCUCUUGUAUACAAACUGCCCCAGUGUGGAUUAUGAGAACCUUUAGUUCUCUGAGCAGUUGGGAGGCAGGUGGAUCUUUGUGAGUUCAAGGCCAGCACAUUCUACAAAGCACGUUUCAGGAUAGCCAGCACUACACAGAGAAACCCUGUCUCAAAAAAAUCUCCAGAGACAGCCUUUAAUUCAGCGUAGUUCUGGAAGCAUUGGUUCUGUAAAUUCUUAAUAGAAAUCCUUCACUUAAUUAGAGCAGCUCAAAUUUCUAUAGAACUGUUAUUCAGACUACUCUUUUUACACAUUUCUUACUAUUUUUUUUUCCAGCUAGACCACUCCUACUUGGCUUCUGAUAAGAUUUUAAUUAAUCUGUAAAAAAGGUACACAAUUUGCUGUGAAGGGGGAUUGCUGUUCUGGAGGAAAUGUGUAUUUAAUGAGAUGAGAGGUGCUGUUUCUAGGCAAAGGGAAGAGAGGAGAAAUACUCUGCUAAUGAGCUGAUCAAGGCAACAGCAGCAGUGGACCACUGAGGAGAUCAAGAGCAGGCCCUUAGCUGACCUAUGAAGAUGAAAGUAGAUACACACAAUGCCAGGUAUUUUGUGUUCUUUCCAAUAUGGUUGAUGGUUGUAAACAUUCCAGAGUCUGUGUGAAUGAAAGUUUAUUUGGAAUUGAAUACAAAAGAAUUUUUGACCUGUGCAUUAAUAGUAACAAUGUAGCAGCAGGCUGGGCAUGGUGGCACACACCUGUAAUUCCAGCAUUCCAGAGGGAGGCAGAGGCAGGCCGAUCUCUGCGAGUUUGAGGCCAGCCUGGUCUACAAAGCAAGUUCUGGACAGAGAAACCCUGUCUUGAAAAACCACAAAGAUGUAGCAGCAAUGUAGCGGCAAAUCUGCUCUUUAACGAUUCAGAAAACCCCCACAACUUCCAAAAUAGUUAAGUUUUAAAAUUUGGUGUGCCAUUAUUAUAGUAUAUUCUUCAACUACAAAUGUCAUCAAGAGUACUUUCAGCAUAUAUUUUGAGUCUUUUCUUCACUUGUUAGUCUCAAAGUUGGAGAGAAACCACUGUAUUCCAAAAACAUACAGCAACUUUCUAGGAAGUCUUCAGUUAGAAGUUCUGGCUGUUGCUGUUUUCAGCUCGCAGGCAGUGCUUGACUUGCUGAGGCUUUUUCUAUGGUGGGUGUCAUACACACCUUACAUUAGUUGAGGGGGCCGUUUACCUGGAACACCUGAUCCAGAAGUGUUGGAGGGGCAUUCUAGGCUUCUUGAAGUAGAAGCAGGUUAACAACAGAAAUGCUAAGUCCAGAGCAGUGGUACUCAACUGUGGGAUAUGACCCCUUUGGGGUUGGACAACCUUGACCCUUUCAUGAGUCAUCUAAGACCAUUGGAAAACACAAAUAUUUAAUUAUGAUUCAUAUUAGCAGCAAACUUACAGCAACGAAAAUAAUUUUAUGGUUGGGGUCAGCACAGCAUGAGGAACUGUAAUGAAAGGGUUGCAGCAUUAGGAAGGUUGAGAACCAUUGCGCUAGAGGCGUGACUGAAAAUCCAGGAAGACUAAGACUGUACAUCCUCAGUUGUGAGACAUUUCCAGCUCUUGGACAGUGAGGCUGUCUCGGCUUGCCUUGUAUGACAACACACUGUGGGGAGCCAGUCAGCUUUAAGGGGAUGAACACUUCGGCUUUAGGUGACAGGUUCUCUGGAAUAAUCUGUUGUCACAUUUCUUUCCCAGAAGUGAGGGGUUCCAUGUUCUUUGAUAAAUCUCUUUGAACAAGGUAACAAAGAUUAUAUAUAUAUAUGAGCUAGGGUUAGUAGUUUUCUGGGAUCCUUCUGGAAACGAUACGAAUGAAGGCUUUCUUUCCCCUUAGCUGUUCAUGCCACAUGCAACACCCGUUUCUCAGCACUACCACAGUCAUUUGAAAUGUACUCAAACUUCUAGCAGAGUUCCCUUCCAUGACAGGUACUCACCUUAUAGAAAGGGACAAGGAGCAAAGGCUUGAAUGGUCUGAAUUGUUCUUCUGUGGGUCCCUACAGGCCUCAUUAGUCCUGGGACACAGGAUCAUGUAACAGCACCAAACUGUAGCUUCAUUUUGGUCUCUUAAGAGCCCAUUUGUGCAGGAGUGGAAUACAGCCACUUCAGCUUGGCUCAGUACUUUCUGGCCUGUCUCCUUUACACCUAAUAUAUUCUAGGCUGUUGUGUUCAAGCAAGAAGCGUAACUAAACAUGAAAAACAAAUUUGUAGGUUUUAGUAUUCCACUGCUCUGCUGUUGGAUAUGGAUGGUAGUGCCAGUAUGAGUUACAAAUACUGGGAUCUGCUAAAGGUAUGCUGUUUCACUGAAGACUCACAGCUUUGAUUUUCCGGUCAAUUGUUCUCUAGCUUAGGAACAAACAUUUGCUAGCAUCUGAAAAAUUCAUCACCACACUUUGAGAGAAUUUAUGCCUUAUAGUAUUGGUACCAGUCCUGGGAAGAGUAAUUCCAUCAGCCUGUUUGCCAAAGUCAGCUACAGAUUUCAUCCUUGUAUCUGUUGAUUCUUAGCCAAGGAAACUAAUUUAUAAUAUUUGGGGUAAUGAAGAAUAAGCUGUCAUUUUUCAUUUUCUGCAUCCCAACACCCCCACCUCACAAAUGUUGAUAAGCAGCAUAGUAUCAACACAACCUUUCUUGGCUAGAGAAUGUUCAUCUUGUGCUUACAUCUGUAGGCACACAGACUGAGAAGGUGAGUAGGUGAAAUGUGUUAUCUGAGCUAUGGGUUGAUUGGCAGUACCUCUCUUCCUCUGCCACUACUGCUUUUGGUCUACAAGGUGCUGAUCUGCAAGCCCCCAUUUUCAAGUCAAUGUGGGGCUUUCUCCUGCAGUCCCUAACUUUUUCACAGUGAGUGUUUCAUAACGCCUUUGCCUUCUCUGUUAAGCAUCAGCAUUUCCCCUAUAUAAGACUCUUGGCCUCACUAAGCACUUUUCCACUUCUGAAUAAUUAUAUACAUUUUCUUCAUAUUUUGAGUCACCGGUUUUAAAUCUUUGCAAACAUCUACCUCCUUGUCUUUCUGUCUGUGAAGGACAGACUACAAGAGGAGGGGAAGUUAUUUUUAUCAUGUUUCAAAACAUCUAUGCCAAGAUUUCUUUGCACACCAAGAACUGAAGCUUGGAACAUUUCUCUCAGCCCAGUUCUAGUGCCUUACACUCCAGAAUGUCCAGUAGUGGACUGAGAUAGGAAGAAAGUGGAAUGUUGUCUGUGGGGUCUCAGCCCUCCUAUCAGUCCUCCUUCCUCAGAAUAAUCUGGGUGUGGGGUAAAAAGUUCUGUAGCUCAUUUCAUUGAACGCUUUUUUAGUUCAUAUGUAACUCUCUGGUUGAUGCUUAAACUAUAUAAAGCACCAGUACGAUUACUAUAAAACUCUAGAAAUUUGCAUUUAGCUCUUUUCUUUCCUGUGUAGUGUCAGCAUGUGGUCUUAAGGAGAUUCUAGGUAUUGGAGUAAAUAAAAAACUUUUCCUGAGCAGACUCAGUUGAUUUUGGACACAUGGAGUAACUAUGCUUUUUAUGACCAGAAUUCUUUCUAGAUUGCUGGAUUUCAAUUGAGAUUUUCUUUUCAUGUAUUAGGUGUAUGUAUAAAUGAAUAAACUGAUGUUUUCAUAACUA